Carya illinoinensis is the source of this 2915-nucleotide messenger RNA. RefSeq lists its product as uncharacterized. The transcript has 5 exons. The record is from RefSeq and is a predicted model, not a curated record. Lineage: Eukaryota; Viridiplantae; Streptophyta; Magnoliopsida; Fagales; Juglandaceae. The coding region runs from base 198 to 2915 and encodes 905 amino acids.
ACACACAGAGCACCCUCCCCCCAUCUCUUCAGUUUAUUUAAAUAAAUCCGAUGUCCCAGUGAAAAAAAAUUAUGUUUCUCACUUGCUGGUAGCGGUAAUUUCUUUUUAAGGCUGUCUCGAGGAAAGAAAGUUGAAAGUUUUAAGGCUUUUCGAACCAAAAGUGAGAUAGAUUGAGGGAAAAGUAACGAAAAGGAGAUAUGGUCGAGCUAAUUCCGAUCAGGCUGCAGAAGACAUGGGAGAUAUGGAAUGUCAGGGGAGUCAUUCUCUUCAGUCUUUCACUACAAAUCGUACUAUUUUUGGGUGCUCCCAUGAGAAAGCGCACAGGAAAUAAGCUCUUCACCCUGAUCAUUUGGGGAUCAUACUUUCUAGUCGAUUGGGCAGCUAGCUUCACUAUCGGGCUCAUAACCAGCAGCAGGAACUCAUGUAACAUUAUUCAAAGGAAUGACCUUCUUGCAUUUUGGGCUCCGUUCUUGUUGUUACAUCUUGGUGGGCCAGACACCAUAACUGCUUUUGCCCUGGAGGAUAAUGAGCUCUGGCUUAGGCACUUUCUCGCUCUGAUAUUCCAGGUUUUCACCUCGUUUUAUGUCUUCCUGGAAACACUACCAAGCAACAAGCUAUGGCUCCCGACUUCCCUCAUUUUCCUCGCAGAAGUCAUCAAAUAUAUUGAACGGACACGUUCUUUAUAUCGUGCAAGCUGGGGUACAUUCCGAGAAACUAUGCUUACGGAACCAGAUCCUGGACCAGAGUACGCAAAGCUCAUGGAGGCAUUCUCUUCGAAGAAACUAGCCGGACUUCCUACAAAAAUGUCACGAAAAGAAGAUGCUGAUCUUAAACAAUUGAAGUCCGCCUUCUAUUCUUUUCAACGGAGAGAGAAGGAGCAGGAACCCUUAAAUGACUUUGAGGUGGUGAGAUAUGGUUAUCACUUCUUCAAAAUCUUCAAGGGGCUCAUUGUUGAUCUCAUUAGCCACAAUGAUCGAAAUGAGAGCAGAGUAUUUUUUAAUGGGAGAAGUCCUGAAGAUGCGCUUAAAGUGUUGGAGGUUGAACUCAACUUCAUCUACGAAGUUCUCUAUACCAAGUUCAUUGUGAUACAUGAUCUCAUAGCAUACCUUUUGCGCUUUGUAAGCUCGCUUUCGGUUUUGGCGUCCCUUGGGAUCUUCUCUUUUGUAGACUGCAAGCAAGGUUUAGAUAAGUUUGAUAUUCGAGUUACCUACACCCUGCUGCUCGGUGCCUUGAGCCUGGAGGCAAUAGCUCUUUUCAACCUCAUUCUCUCGGAUUGGACAACAGCUUCUCUGGACAAGAUCAAGCCAAAAACAAAUUCAAAUGUACUCUGGACCAUCUUCAAAAAAUAUCUCAAAUUUAGGAGUUUAAGGUGGUCUAAAUGCAAGGAUGAGUCUGGCAAAGAGUUUUUAAAGAGAGCUACACCAGUAUUACUUCGCAGGUGGUCUGAAUCCAUGGUAGGAUUUAAUUUGAUAACAUACUGCCUCAAGCAACUUCCAAAAACAUCCAAUGUAGAAAAUGAUCAGUGCUUCCUUGACAUUUAUAAGAAGACUACUCAUAUGUUGCAUCAUGUACGCAAAUAUUUUCGCAAAGAGAUUGUUGCUAAAGACUUUCUAGAUGAGUGGAAAUAUGCGUCCAAAAACCCCUUCACAAAAGAUCUAUGGGAAUUUAUCUUUCUCGAACUGAGGCUGGAAUCUGAAGAGGCAGAUGAACCAAAAAAUAUCAAGACGAUAAGUUCAGCUAGAGAUGCUUACGUUCUCCAAGAAAUAAUAUACAGCAAUGAAGGGCGAGAAGUUUAUGGAAAACUAAUCACGGAUUAUAUUGAAAAUGUUACCUUUGACAAGAGCCUUCUGCUUUGGCACAUUGCUACUGAACUCUGCUAUCAUGGAAGUCAACACAAAGCUGAUGAUUAUCAACAUCAUAAAUUCAUCAGUAAGCUGGUUUCAGAUUACAUGUUAUAUCUUCUAGUGAUGAAACCUACUAUGAUGUCUGCUGUGGCAGGUAUUGGGCAGAUUAGAUAUAGAGAUACUUGUGCUGAGGCUAAAAGAUUCUUUCGCAACAAGGGACUAGGACCAAACGAUGAGGAAAAGCUUGCUUGUGAAUGCCUCCUUGCUGUGAAUACAGAAGUUAAACCUGUUCAUGUGAAGGGAGAUAGAAGCAAAACUUUAUUGUUUGAUGCAUGCAUCCUGGCCAAAGAGCUUCAAAAAUUGGAUGAGGAGAAGAAAUGGGAGGUAAUCAACAAAGUGUGGGUGGAGAUGUUGUCAUACGCGUCAAAUCAUUGCAGACCAGAUGCCCAUGCUCAGCAACUUAGUAAAGGUGGCCAGCUUAUUAAUCUCGUUUGGUUGCUGAUGGCUCAUUUUGGCCUUGUUGAGCAGUUCGUAUUCACUGCUGGUGUUGGCCCUGCAAAAUUGAUUGUAGACAAUGAUGAACUUGAGGCUGAAAGUGUAGACAUUCAAAGUGAUGUGAAUGUUGAAGAUGGGGUCAAUGUCAAAGAUGGAGUGAAUGUGAUUCCCUCUUCAAGUAGUGGUCCGUUGGAGCCAUUCAUUGGUAUGGUAUUUGAGGAGGUCGAAGACACCCAAACAUAUUACAAGGCAUAUGCAAGAAGGGCUCCAAAGGUGAAUCAUCUAUUAUUUGUAGAUGAAAGUGUGUUAAAUUGUAAAGCUAAUCUACAAGAAAAUGAAGUUGUACAAAGAUUACUAGACAAAUAUGAGCUGGUUUCAGGACAUAAGUUGAAGCAUUCAAUAAAUAAGGAUGAGAUUGAUAAUAAGGAGGCUAAGGUGGAAGAACUGCUUGACAAGCAAACAAGAUGGUGGGAUGUUUCAAAAGUUAGGAAUCUCCUCUCACUAGUAGCAGCUACUAAAGUUAUGAAGAUAGUUCUUAGUUCUGGAGAACAUGAAGAUACACAUAUAUGGGCAUAA